Molecule: messenger RNA, 1458 nt
Organism: Cucurbita maxima (winter squash)
Lineage: Eukaryota; Viridiplantae; Streptophyta; Magnoliopsida; Cucurbitales; Cucurbitaceae
Product: protein RETICULATA-RELATED 1, chloroplastic
Exons: 7
Coding region: 166-1407 (413 amino acids)
Biological process (GO): plant organ development
Cellular component (GO): chloroplast inner membrane
Source: RefSeq, a predicted model, not a curated record
UCUUCUCUCUGUAUCAUUUCCGCCGAUUCCUUGUUACUGUUUUUUGCUUCUCCUCCAAACACAAUUUAGGUUUUUGGUUUCUGAUCGUUUUUCUUCCACAUUCUUCAAGUCGUCAACCAUUUAUUUCUAGGGCCUGCCGUUCUUGCAAAGAUAGCUGCCAUUAAUAUGUCAGUAACCUCGCCCUGCUUCAAUCUCAUCCAUUCCGCCGUUGCUUCCUCCCCAGAUGCCUUUCCUUCGAAACUCGAAGUUAGAGCUUCGGGAUGCUUUACAUGGCCUUGUUCUGAAUCUAGGAGCUCCUUUAAGGUUGUUUCUCUUCAUUAUUCAUCUAAUGUGAGCUGCCGGAUUCCACUUAAGUGUUUUUCGUCCGAGGCGGCGGCUGAGACCAUCGCGGCGGCGAAGGACUCUAAGGUCUUUGAUACUGAUUUUGAAUCUCGAAUAGGUGGGGAUGGUGGUUUUGGAGGAGAUGGAAAUGGUUUUGGUGGCAACGGCGGCGGCGGUGGCGGCGGCGAUGGAAAUGGUGAUGGUGAGGAGGAGAGGGAGUUUGGACGGAUAUUGAAAUUCGACGACGUGAUCAAGGAGGCUGACGCUCGAGGAGUUAGACUUCCUGAGGAUAUGCUCGAGGCUGCUAAGGCAACCGGGAUACGGGAAGUUUUUCUUCAGCGUUACUUGGACUUGCAGGGGUCAGGUUGGUUGUUAGGCUUCUUGAUGAAUUCCUGCUCCAUGUUUCGUGACCGAAUGCUAGCAGAUCCUUCUUUUCUUUUUAAAGUCGGAACAGAGGUGGUCAUAGAUUCAUGCUGUGCUACAUUUGCUGAAGUUCAGAAAAGGGGAGAGAAUUUCUGGGCAGAGUUUGAGUUAUUUGCUGCUGAUCUUUUGGUUGGUGUUGUGGUUGACAUUGCUUUGGUUGGUAUGUUAGCACCAUAUGCUCGUAUAGGACAGCGGCCUGUAUCAAGAGGUUUAUUAGGACAAAUGCAGCGUGCUUAUUCUUCUCUUCCUAGCAGUGUUUUUGAAGCUGAAAGGCCCGGGUGUAAAUUCACAGUGAAGCAGCGAAUUGCAUCAUUUUUCUAUAAGGGUGUCUUGUAUGGCUCAGUGGGAUUUGGAUGUGGUCUCAUUGGCCAGGGGAUUGCUAAUUUGAUCAUGAACACAAAACGGUGUAUAAAGAAAUCAGAUGAGGAUGUGCCUGUGCCUCCUCUCAUUCAGAGUGCCGUUCUCUGGGGUGUUUUCCUUGCGGUAUCUUCCAACACUCGUUAUCAAAUUGUGAACGCACUCGAGCAGGUGGUCGAAUUCUCGCCUUUGGCAAAGAAGAUUCCACCGGUGGCAAUGGCCUUCACAGUUGGUGUGAGGUUUGCCAACAACAUUUAUGGUGGUAUGCAGUUUGUGGAUUGGGCCAGAUGGAGUGGUGUUCAAUAAAUUUAACAUGCUGCAUUAACUUGCCUUAAAUCUUUUUUUCUUUUUUUUUUU